Messenger RNA from Rhizophagus irregularis DAOM 181602=DAOM 197198, 1031 nucleotides. The record is from RefSeq and is a predicted model, not a curated record. Lineage: Eukaryota; Fungi; Glomeromycota; Glomeromycetes; Glomerales; Glomeraceae.
GAUUAUUAGGAGAUCGGGGAAUAAUAAAUUCAACUGUUAAAAAGUUUAGUAAAUAGUACUCUCCCUCUCUCUUCUUAACAAUUUAAAUAUAAAUUUAAAUAGAAUCAUUUUAUAAAUAAUAAUGAAAGUAUCUUGUGACCAGUAAUUUUCAAUUACAGAGAUACUUUAUAUAAAUAUAAAAAAAAAAAUUUAAAUAUAUAUUUUUUCUUAGGAAUUGAUAUAUUUGAUCAUUUCCUCUCAUUAUUAACAUUCAAAAACACAAUUUAUAUCUUACAUAAGAAAAACCUUUUACUUAAUAAUCCAUUCCUAAUUACGUAAUUCAUCUCACAAUAAAUUCCAGAAAAUUCUAUUAAAGAAUAUGAGUUUGAUCAUAUUAGACGAUAUGAUUGUUGACGACUCAAACUGUGACUCUCAAGAAAAUAAAAGAGUAAAAAUAACGACGGCAUGUGAUACUUGUCGUAGGCGAAAGGUCAAAUGUGAUGGUGAAUCACCUUGCGCAAAUUGCCAACGUGGAAAUUAUCAAUGCACAUUCAGUGAUGCAUCUGCGAAACGACCUAGGGGUCCUCCUAAAGGAUUCGUUGCUUUAAUUGAAGAUAGACUACAUACAAUUGAAUCUCUUUUGGUUAACCUCGUAAAUAAAGAUACCAUUCCUGAUAUUUCCAAUCUUUCAAAAGACAUAAAACGUGAAUUUCUGAUAUGUCACAAAAUUAUCCUGGUUACUCUGAUGAAUUAACUAAUGAUGAUGAUGAAAUUCUUUUAAAUAAUUUGAUUCAUCCAAAUGCAUCAAAUACUUUACAAAGUAAUACAUUAUCUUACCUAAUGCUUGAUAAUCAAAAUUCGGAUAACGCAUUAUCCGAUUAUGUCGACCCUCCAUUGCCAAAUUUACCUGUUAAUUUAAAGCCAAUUCCUGAAGAUAUAUCAUCAUCAUUAUUCGAAAGAUAUUUUAAAUAUGUACAUCCAUAUCUUCCUAUUAUUAAUCAUGGAAAUUUCUAUCGCUUGUUGAAAAAUGUGAAUGAUGAAAAUCAACCUUC